Messenger RNA from Lolium rigidum, 1142 nucleotides. RefSeq lists its product as uncharacterized. The transcript has a single exon. NCBI's taxonomy places the organism in Eukaryota, Viridiplantae, Streptophyta, Magnoliopsida, Poales, Poaceae. The record is from RefSeq and is a predicted model, not a curated record. Bases 79 to 834 code for a protein of 251 amino acids.
CACGCUCUCCUCCAACUCCAAGAAGAACCCGAAGCAGAGCCAAACCCCAAGAACCACAGCUUCAUCACGUGCUCGUGCAUGUCUGCCAUGGCCGCGACCGGAGCAGCGCUGCGUCUACACCUCCUGUUCCGGAUGCUGCGGGUGGGGGAGCUCCUCGCCCUGGCGGCGCUCAUCUCCUGGUCCUCCUCCCGCGCGCCGUCCGCGGCCGCCGCCGCGGUGCGCGUCGCCGGCAGCCUCCUCUUCAGCCCGCGCUUCGUGUUCGUCCUCGGCAACGCCAUCGUGCUCCUCUUACUGGCGCUGUCCAGGCGCGAGCGGGACUCGUCGCCGGUCUCCUCCGCCACCAACCACAACCACCCCGCCUCCGGCGUCGACCAGGUUCCCGCGGUUCCGGCCGCCGUCGCCGACAGCUUCCCUUCAUAUGCCGCCCCGACGAUGCCGACUCCGGAAAGGGAAGCGCCGGUGGUGGUUGUAGCAGCAGCGGCGCCCGAGGUGGUCCCGUGCAGGGAGAUGACGACGGUGUACGAGGAGGAGGUCAAGCCUGCGGCGGCCUCCGCGGCAGCGCGCGUCGUCCUGAGCAAGGCCCGCGCGCCGAGGCGGAGCAGGUCGGAGAAGAUGAGCCGGCGCGCGGCGUCCCCGGAGAUGCGGCGUUCGGAGUCGGACAACGGGCGUCGGCGGCGGUCGUCGGCGUCGGCGCGGGACGUGGCGGCGGCGUGGGCCCCCGGGACGGAGGACGCGGCGGAGUUCCAGCGGAAGGUGGAGGCGUUCAUCGCGAAGCAGACGCGGUUCCGGCGCGAGGAGGAGUGCAUGGCCGGAGCUCUGGUCGUCGUGGAAUGAUGAGCCGAUGAUGGUCUGGGCUGGUCUGGUGAGCAUGUCUGCAUGUGCAAAGUACAUAUGGAAGAACAAGGGCUUCGCUCGCUCUUGCUAGAUAGCUUAGGUACUCUCAUCUGAUCCUGCUCCCGCUAGCUCUUCGUCUUCCUCCUCGGACCGACGCCAUCUUUUCUGGCGAUAGGUGCAGAGUAAACAGUGGAGUUUGCGUGGUUUUCUUUGCUGAAUCCAUCGGAUCAUGGAACCGGAUGGUUUCUGCAUAUCCGGUUAAAAAGAUGCAGAAAUAAAAACGAUCUCAAAUGCGUCGUCUCUCUUCA